CGGUGUUUUUUAUUUGCUGUGCUUUCUAUUUUCUAAGUUUUGAAAUCGAUCGUUUAAAAUGGUAAAAUUGGACGUAAAUUUGAUGAGGUUUCUCACGAUAGACGACUUUAUAGUUCUCACCGCCGUGGAAAAGGCCAUGGAAAACCACGCGCUCCACGCGCUGGUGCCGAUAGGCGAAGUGGCUUCGAUUGCCCGUUUGAGGCACUGGCGCACAGGCAAAAUAAUUGGUGACCUGCAGAAACAUAAGUUGCUGUCGUUCGAGAGAGGCACCAGGCCUGAGGGGUUAAGCCUCAACGUCUCUGGAUACGACUAUUUGGCGCUGAACUCCUUGCGGAAACGCGAUUCUGUCGACGCUUUUGGAAACCAGAUUAGCGUGGGGAAGGAGAGCAAUAUUUAUAUUGUGUCUGCUGGGGAACAGGAAAGAUGCCUCAAGUUACACCGGCGUGGAUUACUGUCCUUCAAAAGGGGCGUGAACAAGCCUAACCAUCACAAAAGAAGAAGGUCUGCUUCCUGGCUAAACCUGUCUGCCAGAUUAGCGAUCAAGGAGUUCGCUUGUAUGAAAGUCCUGCAUGAUCGCCAGUUUCCGGUGCCUCAACCCUACGACCUCAGUCGACAUUGUGUGGUAAUG
Molecule: messenger RNA, 628 nt
Organism: Dendroctonus ponderosae (mountain pine beetle)
Lineage: Eukaryota; Metazoa; Arthropoda; Insecta; Coleoptera; Curculionidae
Product: serine/threonine-protein kinase RIO2-like
Biological process (GO): maturation of SSU-rRNA; protein phosphorylation
Cellular component (GO): nucleus; cytosol; preribosome, small subunit precursor
Molecular function (GO): protein serine/threonine kinase activity; ATP binding
Source: RefSeq, a predicted model, not a curated record